GCGCCGCGCCCGCCCUCUCCCCAGUGCGUUUCGGCCUCGCCACCAUUUUGUGCUGGCGAUCGCGGCUCUUGCUGCUUUACCCUGCCUAGUCCCGCGCGCGUGAGAGCCGGAGCAGCAGCGUCAUGGCGGAGAGUCAGUCAGCUGCCGGGCUAGGGGAGUGUGCGCCCCUGGGCGGGGCGGCUCCCCCAGGCUCGGAGCCCGAGACCCGGCGGCUGAGCGAGCUGCGGGUGAUCGACCUGAGGGCCGAGCUCAAGCGCCGCAACCUGGACAGCGGCGGCAACAAGAGCGUCCUGAUGGAGCGGCUCAGGAAGGCCAUUGAGGAAGAAGGGGGAGACCCUGAUGAAAUGCCAGUGCCUUCGGAAGUUAGCAAUAAAAGAACACCAAAGAGGAUUAGCAAAGGGCGAAAACCAGAAGAAGGCAUUGAAGACAACGGACUGGAGGAAAAUUCUAGAGAUGAACAGGAGGAUAUUGAAGCAAGUUUGGAUAACUUGCAGGAUAUUGACAUGAUGGAUAUUAGUGUAUUAGAUGAAGCUGAAAUAGAUAAUAGCAGUGCUGUAGAUUGUGGAGAUGAUUACAGUGCUGAUAAUAUUCUUGACUCACUGUCUGAUAGUAAAGACAAUAUUGAUGCAGAAAUGAAAGAACUUCCAGACCAACUUACAGAAAAUGAGGAAGACUAUGAGGAAAUUGGAAACAACUUAGAUGCUGCCUCAUCUGAUUUAAAUAUCAUGAAGAAAAUCGAGGAAUCACCCUUGGAGCCAGAAAAUGAGAAAAUACUCGAGAUUUUGGGGGAAACUUGUAAAUCUGAACCACUUAAAGAAGACAUUUCCGAAGUGGAGCAGCCAUAUGCACAAGAAGAGGAAGCAAAGCAUUUAGUUGUAGCAAAAGGGGAGACAAGUGAACAGACAAUAGAUGAAGAGAAAAUGGACUCUGAAUCUUUAGUAAUAAGUGAUCAGAGUAGCAAACCAUCACAAGGUCUGGAAGCCUCUAGUGGGGAAACAGCGGAUAAAGGUGCAGGUCUUGAAACCGAAGAUAGUAAAGAAGAUGCCAAGAAAACAGAAGACAAAGCUAAUUCUGAAGAAUCAUCUGCUACUAAAGAGUCCUCUACCAAUGAGGGCGGUGAUCAGAAAAAGAGCCCUGAGGAGGACAGAGAUGCAAAGACAGUGUCAAAAGAUGAGAGAGGUCGUGCUAGUAGCAGUUCUGGUAGAAACUUUUGGGUGAGUGGACUUGCCUCCACCACUAGAGCUACAGACUUGAAGAAUCUUUUUAGCAAAUACGGAAAGGUGAUUGGUGCAAAAGUGGUGACCAAUGCUCGCAGUCCUGGUUCUCGCUGCUAUGGGUUUGUUACAAUGUCUACGGCUGAGGAGGCAACAAAAUGUAUUACACACCUUCACAAAACAGAGUUACAUGGAAAAAUAAUUUCUGUAGAAAAAGCAAAAAAUGAACCUGCUGGGAAAAAACCUACAGAGAAAAAAGAAAGUGAAGCGAAGAAGGAGACAGUUGUCAGUGAGAGGUCUGGCAGUGUUAAAAAGGAUGAGAAGGCUGACCAACAAGAUGAUGCUAAGAAAGCAGAAGGAAAAGAAGAAAAAGAAGAGAAGGAUAAAGAUGAGCUGAAGUCUGGGUCAUCAGAUCAACUGAAGACGACAAAAUCAGGAAGUAAGGGAGCAGAGAGGAUAGUAGUAAUGGACAAAUCCAAAGGAGAACCUGUUAUUAGCGUGAAAACUUCAACAACAUCAAAAGAGAGAAGCCUUAAGAGCCAGGACCGCAAAUCAGAGAGCAAAGAGAGACAAGGUAUUGUGCCGUUCGACAAAAUCAAAGCACAGCGAAAAAUUAGAGAGGCAGAACAACGCCGCACCCGUGAGCGUCGGGAGAGACAGCAGCAUUUGCAAACCAUACGGGAACGAGAAGAAAGAGACAGACUUGAGAUAGCUCGAGAGCGCCUACAAAUUGAACGAGAGCGCCUUGAGCGAGAGCGGAUGGAAAGAGAGCGCCUGGAGAGAGAACGGAUGCACAUAGAACAUGAAAGGAGACGAGAACAGGAUCGCAUACAGCGAGAGAGAGAGGAGCUGCGUCGUCAGCACGAGCAACUUCGCUAUGAACAGGAACGGCGAUCGGCGUUGAGAAGACCAUAUGACAUAGAUGGGAGGCGAGAUGACUCCUACUGGCCAGAGGCAAAGCGAAUGGCGAUGGAUGACAGAUACCAUUCUGAUUUUAGCCGCCAAGAUCGCUUCCAUGAUUAUGACCACAGGGAUCGUGGCCGAUACCAAGACCAUUCUAUGGACAGGAGAGAAGGAUCAAGAACAGUGAUGGGAGAUCGCGAUGGGCAGCAUUAUGCAGAUGAGCGCCAUGGAGGACCAGAUCGUCAUUCACGAGACUCACGGGACAGUUGGGGUGGCUAUGGAUCUGACAGAAGAAUGAGUGAAGGAAGAGGGAUACCUCCACAGUCUCGAGAUGGACGUGAUUGGGGAGAUCAUGGUCGAAAGUUUGAGGGACAUAAAGAUCGUUCAUGGCAGGGCAGUGCAGAUGGAGGAAUAAUGGGGCGGGAUCAUGAGAGAUGGCAAGGUGGUGGUAGAGGCAGACCAGGCCAUGCAGUACAUCGGGGAGGCCUGUCAGGGCGUGGAGGCUUCAUGCAGAGUGGCAACCAAGGCCAGAUGAUGCAUGGUGGAGGGAUUCAAGGGGAAGGAUUUGCAGGCCAGGAGAGAGCAAACAGACCCAGUGACCCCCGUUUCAACCGUCGCUACUGAAUGUGUUUUAAUUUUUUAAUGUGAGAUGGCAACAGAGGUGAAUUCUCUAUUACCCAGGGUUAUCAUUAACUGUAACUGAUGGGUUACCAUAAAUGUGUAAUUUUUUAAGCUGCUGCCACAUUAUAUAGCUCACUACAAUGUGAACUCCUUUGUUUUUGUAAUGUGUUGUUCAUACCCCAUUUAAAAUGUUAGUCGAUGAAGCAUUCCAUUUUCCAUAAAUAAAACCAGUUUACAGUUAA
This is a messenger RNA of Chelonoidis abingdonii (Abingdon island giant tortoise), 2980 nucleotides long. Its product is annotated as scaffold attachment factor B1-like. The record is from RefSeq and is a predicted model, not a curated record. Gene Ontology annotation, cellular component: nucleus. Lineage: Eukaryota; Metazoa; Chordata; Testudines; Testudinidae. Gene Ontology annotation, molecular function: sequence-specific DNA binding; RNA binding. Gene Ontology annotation, biological process: regulation of mRNA processing; regulation of transcription by RNA polymerase II.